AUGGACCCACAGGAGUUAGUGCCCUUAGAAGCGGGCUUGGCCAAUCGGCCACGCCCAACACGCCAGUUCAGCCACGUGCCGUCCAGAUCCUGCUACCAGGGUCCGAUUAGGCUCUGCAGGAUGUUGGCUCUGAUGAUCGUCCUGCCUUGUCUGUUCAUCUUCGUGCCGUUGUACAUGAGGUACAGAGUGUUUUCCGGUCAGAUGUAUCCCAUGAGCAUGACCGAUAUGCGUCUUAUUGAUAGCAAAAUAUCACCGACUUGGUGUCAGCGCCAAGUGGUGAAGUCUAAUGCGACGUUCAACGCUUUCGUGAUGCCCGGUCCACCGGCGUUUGCUGACGAGCUGGUGCCGGUCUCUAUGACCAGGGAACUGGAGCUUGAGGACGAUAUGAAGGAGUACUGGGGCUUCUAUCUGCUGAAGGGUUCAACCGUGACGGUCUCCACGUGCGUCAGAUGGCCGGGCGCCUCCCUAAUAAUGAUCAAAGGCUACAAACACCUCCAAGAGUGCGCGUACAUCGGUGACAACUCCUCGGAGGAGUUGGAUGAGCUGUACGAAGCUUACGAGCUCGGCUUACUGUCCAACACCACGCUGUUGGAGAAGGUGCAGGAGUUGAAGAAAGUCGACGGGAAGGCGAACGACCCGGGGGCUAUGAAACGGCACAAGGCCGGAGUCAGCUUUCAUGACCCUUCACAAAACGCAAACAUGACGUCAUCAGACCCGGUCCCAAGUGUUGACGUCACAGACCACGACCCAAAGGAGUUAAAGGAGAUACUGGAACGACUCCACGCGAUCAGGCAAGCGGCGAAGAACGAACAGCUAAAGUAUUACCAUCCGCCGUCACAUCUCAUGUCUCUACCAGCGUUGCACCGGCACAGAGAUACCAACGUGGACAGAGAUGAGAGGAGGUGGCUCUCGUUCAAAGAUAUAGACGGUAAUAGUAGUGUCCAAAACGUCUUAACCACUAACGUACCACCUACCAACAAUUCUGUGGAUGUCGAAAAGCUUAUAGCCAAAACCAACAAAUCAAUAGAUAAACUUGAUGAAACGAAAGACGCUAUAGAAGAUAAUACUACAACCACAAGCUCCAACUAUGUAAAUGAGAAGGAUAAUACGAUAGUUGUGACGGAGAAAUACGAAGCUCCCACAACUUUAAAACUGGACAUUAAGAUGCCAGAAAUAGAGGUACCAUCGCAGAGCGAAAUCGCAGAAGUGAAUUCUAAGGAAGUGUUUGAAGACGUCCUGAAGCAACUUCAGGCGCUUGGUAAUAGAGGGAAGAGGGUCCUCAAACAGCUGCACAGGACAAUGGGCGUAGAUUACGAGGAACAGGCUUCGAACAAGUCCGCCAUAAUGGCGAAGGUGGUUGGCAGUGAUGAAGAACUGGACAGGCUUCGGAGGGUCCUGGUGGAAGCCAUCGAUGAGGAGAGGAACCGGACGCAGAGACAGCAAAGGCGUCGUGAUGCAAGAGAGGAGGCCAGGGCGAAGAGAGAGCUGAUGCUUGGGCAAAUCGAGCUACAAAAGGAGCUGAACGAAGACGACGAAGCGAGAAACACUGCUGUGGAAGAGGGCCUCACCCCGGACGGUUACGCGGAGCACCACAGCCUGGUGAACGAGACCACCGCCCUGGACAUGUCCAACUCGGAGUUCUGGUCCUCGUUCUCCAGCAGCGAGGAGGCGCUGCUCGAGUGCGAGGGGCUGGUGCUGAACCUACCCCUAACGCCACACCCCGCUUGUGCUCCCGGUGUGUCGCGGCCCGACGCCGCGGCCGCGAACGCUCUGACAUAUCGCGUGCCAGCGAACGGCUACUACUUCUUCGUGUUCAACUCUGAGAACGAGGUGCAGAGGAACUUCAUCAGGGCCCGCUUCGAGUUGCAGAAGACCAGGUACGACGUGGCGAGGAGCGCCUUGAGGGCUUGCACAAACAGCACUUCCCGCUGCGACCUCCCUCUGGACAUCUUCUCCACGCAGAAGGUGGUACUAGAGGUGCCAUUGCGAAACAACGACUCCCUCUGGAAUGAGCAGUUCGUCAUCAUAUCGGAAUGUGAACCCCGCACCUCCAUAUACCUGGCUUGCGUCAUAGCUGUGCCUAUACUCAUUCUUGUAUUCGCAUUUCAA
Messenger RNA from Iphiclides podalirius (scarce swallowtail), 2109 nucleotides. The record is from the annotation of a GenBank genome assembly. Lineage: Eukaryota; Metazoa; Arthropoda; Insecta; Lepidoptera; Papilionidae.